AUGAGAAAUUCACCCUAUCACGUAAUAGCAAAAUUGCUGGUAGAAAAGUUAAAACCGCUUCAAAGUUGCCUGUAUCCGCGAAGUUUGAAAGACACCUUUGAGUUUGUCGAGGCCAUCAAGAACAUUAACGUGGACGGACAAACGAUGCUCUCGUUAGAUGUAUCAUCACUGUUCACCAACGUACCCGUUGUGGAGACAAUAGACUUCCUGGUCGACUUCAUCAGGGAAACAAACUACCCAAUUGGCAUGACAGUGGAGACGCUAAAAGAACUACUUACGCGAUGCACACAGAAUGUCCAAUUCCUCUGCGACGGCCAGCUAUACAGCCAAAUAGAUGGUGUGGCAAUGGGUUCACCGCUUGGACCGUUUCUCGCAAAUGUCUUCAUGGGCAAGGUCCAGCAAACGAGUCUCAAAGAUACCAUUAAUGACCUUAAAUUCUACGGUCGAUAUGUGGACGAUACCUUUUGCAUGACGAGUCAUACCACCGACAUCAAUGGUCUAGUUCGCAAGUUUAACGGGGCGCACCCAUCUCUGAUGUUUACCGCAGAGACCGAGGCGAAUAACGAGAUCGCAUUCCUCGAUGUCCUUCUACACAGACAAGAGGAUGGAUCCAUCCAACGCAAGAUAUUCAGAAAGAAAACCUGGACGGGACAAUACAUUAAUUUUCACAGUUUUGUUCCCUUAAAUCUAAAACGAAAUUUAGUCCAGGGACUGGCGGCUAGAGUGCGACGCAUCUGCUCUCCUGACACUGUUGAAGAAGAACUCCAGCAGCUGCAAAACACGCUCCGCGAAAACGGCUAUCCAGAGCGAUUCAUCCUCCGGAAUAUUAGAGGGCGGGCCACAAAACCGGCCGUUGCAACUGCGGAGAAGACUUAUUUCUAA
Molecule: messenger RNA, 882 nt
Organism: Spirometra erinaceieuropaei
Lineage: Eukaryota; Metazoa; Platyhelminthes; Cestoda; Diphyllobothriidea; Diphyllobothriidae
Source: the annotation of a GenBank genome assembly